Vitrella brassicaformis is the source of this 2138-nucleotide messenger RNA. NCBI's taxonomy places the organism in Eukaryota, Vitrellaceae. The record is from the annotation of a GenBank genome assembly.
GGGAGGGGAGGCUGCCAACGACCCGUCCUUCUCUCUGGAACUGUUCAGGCUGCUGCGGGUGCUGUGAUGGGAUCGCAGGGCACACCAACUCAGACUGAUGCUAGUGCUGACGCUGUACAUCCCACCUCGCGACUAGGACCUCUGCUAUUCGAGCGAAGCGAUACGAUGGACCUGAUUCUGAUCAGCAAGGAAGGCGUUGAGGUCCAUGCUCAUAGGGCGGUCUUGUCCACCUGCAGGUCAGACGAGAGGCACACACCAAGACUCUGAUGCGCAUGCAUCAAUCUAGUUUCUGUGUUGGUGUGUGUGGUGCAGCCCCGUGUUCUCCACCAUGCUGUGCGGGAGCAUGUGUGAAAGCAGGACGGACAGGCUGCCAGUGCAGUACAGUCACGCGUGCAUCCUCGAGCUGCUCAAGUUCAUGUACACCGACACCCUCAGCACCACACUCAAAACCGUGGAAACCGACCUCGACUUCGUCAUCGAGCUCUGCUAUGCCGCCGACUACUACGGCUGUUCAGCCCUCCUGCGUCACAUCGACAACCUGUUGCUGAGCGGCCCCAUCUACCGCGUCGAGCAGGCUGUCCGCAUCCUGGCGGCCCUGGGAGAGGCCCGCGGCAGUGGCAUCCAAAACACGGAAGCCUUCCGCUUUCUGUGCCUGUUCCUGCAGAGGAACCUCGCGUUGAUCGUCGGGCUCGGCGGAUCCGACCCUGUCGUCCAAGUGGCAUUGGAUGAGCUGCCGAGUGACGUGUGGAUCAAGGUGGUGGAGAGCGACGAAACGGCCGUAGAUGAGCUCGGUAUGUCGACCGGCGCUCCCUUGCAAGUGCUCACACAUCUUUCCUGCUGUGGAUGGAUGGCUGUCUGCAGAGCUGUUCCAUGUGUUGCAUCGGUGGCACCAGCGCCAGAGCGAUACGAAGGCAUGUAGUCGGUCGAGCAGUGGCGGCGAGGGAAGGGCAGAGGGAGGAAACGCCGACAGCAGCAGCAGCAGCAGCAGCAGCAGUGAGCUCUUCCGGAAGGUGCGCUAUGGCCUCAUUCCGAUGGACAAGUGAGGGAAUGACAGACAAGGAGCAAGCAGCCACUGUCGCUUGUCAUGUCGUCCCCUGUGCGUGGCGUGUUUCAGGCUGGUCACGGAUGUGAAGCCGACAUGUAUGGCACCAAGAGACCUCUAUGCGAUGGCGCUGGAGCAUCACGCCCAUCCCCCGCUGAGCCCCUUCAACGCCACAGAGACCCUCAACGUCUAUGCCAAGCCGCGAGCGGCGAACAAUGGAAUGCCCCCACCACCGCAGAACGGAGAGAUCGGUACUGGAGGGAGUGGAAAGGCACAAACGAUACACACGUGUGCAAUCAAUGAGUGUCUGUCUGUGUGCUGUGUCGGGUCGGUGUGUGCGAGUGUGGGUGCAGACACUUUGGUGCUGGUGAAUCCGUCUCGGCCGCCGAGCAAGGGCUUGCCCAUCCUCACCCGGCAGCCCACGCCGAUUGAGGGCACAGACUUCGUGUUCAAGGCCCUCAUAUUCCCCUGUGGCAGCAGGAUGGGCAGCCCCGAACACACGUCAUGCUUCCUGCACGUAUGCAUGUAUCAACGCAUGCACACACAAACACCCAAUCGGUAUACACACAGUCGAUAGUGGUGUUGUGUUGUGUUGUGUGUCUAGGUGGCCCCGAGAUUGCUGCAUGAUGAAGCCGAGAGCAACUUGAAGGCGCACGCAACGAGCCUAGCAGCAUCACCGGCGCCAUCAGCAGCAGCAGCAGCCCCGGCUUCCGGCACCAGUCCUCCUCAGAAGGCAGGUGCUGGGCGGUGGCCGAGUCACCCGCCGGUGCAGUACACAUUGCAGUGCUGGGACUGGCAGGGGCAGGCCUUUGUGAAGCGGCAGGACAAGUACACCUUCACCCCACAGCAUGACGACAGGGGCUGGCACGACUUCUGCCAAAACACGGUGGGUGAGCCAGCCAUCAAAGUCAGGGGGGUCUAUGCAUUAAGCUGCUCUUGAAGCUCUUUCUUCUCCUUUGUGUGUGCAGAGGUCGUUUGGCCCCAGUGGCGUGAUUGUCGUGCGUGCGUCUGCGAGGCUACAGCCCGAGAAGCCAUCGCAGCCCGCUGAGUCGUCGAAGGACCCAAGGAAUGCCAGCUAGCCUUAGCCUUUGCACAC